AUGUCUUCUUCAACCAUGUUUAAUAUCAUUUAUCUUUAUUUCUAGUUUUCGUUUUAUUUUCCUUCUUUCCUUCUGUUACAGUAGUGUAAUGGCGGAGAAACUUUCUAAACAAUAUGGGGAGAAAUAAGCGUAAACAACCUCAAGCUCAAAAUCAGACGAUAAGCAGGAAUACCGAUAACAAUAUGAGCGAUGAAAGUCUGAUAUGUGUAGAAGAAGAGAUCGUGCCUAUGAAGAGGAGGAAAAUAGACAUUCAGAAUGUACCUUUACAAGCGGUUUUGCUUGAACCUUAUAGAAGAAUUUGGAAAUGGUUGAUGUCGACAUUUCCCUUCAGGUAUUUAGGAAGAUGUAUAUUAAUACGUUGCUGUAAACGUGUUUUACACUGUUGGGGCUUUUCACGUUGGCCAAGGAAAAGAACACAAUUAAUGGACAGCGAAAAUGAUGAUCCCGAGGAAGAAGAAAGACGGAAUCUAGUAAAUCAGAUAAGAAGUCUACAGUCGCAACUGGAUAAUUUAAACAUUGAACAUAAGGCACUCCGUUACAGGCACGAUAGAGAAACAACUAACAAUCAAAGAGAAAUAGAACAUUGUAAUCAGUUGAAUAGAAAAAGUGAAUCAAGGAUUGCUGAAUUGAUUCGAGAAAGAGAUGAAUUGAAAAAGGCAAAAGACGAGGCACUUUCAAGGUUAAGUGAGAUGAUGGGAGUAAAACUGAGAGAGAAUAAUCCUGCCAUUACAGACCUAAAUGAUCCAAAUCGUCCGAUGAAACUUGGAGAACAGUUUAAUGAGCUCUAUGAAAAUGAAUGGACAGAAGCAUUUUUAGAGCUACAAGAUUUGAAAACUGAUGACACUCCAAUUAGUGAAGAAGAUGCUGUCACAAUUUUACUGAAGAUAUUAAAGGAGAUAAAUGAGCAGAGUAUUGCAGAAUUGACACUUCAAUUAUCUGGCGUCCUUCAGUCAGUCCAGGGUCUUCCUCAAGAUGAUAUCAAAGAUUUUAUAAAAUCAAUCAAGGAUGCAUUUAAAGCUAAUUCAGGGAAAUAUGCUUCCUUAAUACACAAGAAAAUUAGUAUGGACGAUCUACAUUGCCCAACAGUCGUACAGUAUGUUCAUUGUUGUGAGUUGUAUAUAGAAAACUGUGCAAAGAUCUGCUACCUAGCUGCUGUACAAGAUCCUCCGAUGUUGCUUCAUUUUGACCCAGAAUAUGUGUACGAUAAACAAAUUUUCAAAGAGUACACAACAAUGGGACGCAGAGUAAAGUUUUUGGUGUGGCCUGCUUUAUUUUUGCACAAAGGUGGUCCUCUUCUUUCAAAAGGGGUUGUGCAACCUUUACCAGAUGUCGAUUGAACUUUAUUCUUCAAGUUAUUUAAUCACAAUGAUGAAUAUAUUAUACCUAGAACCAUUAUUUAUGUUUUCAUUCAAUAUUAUACAUACAUGUAUUCUGAUAUCAGUACAUGUAUGAGAUAUACUUGAAUAUCAGUAAUAAUUCAGGUUAUGUAAUAUAAGUCAGGUAGAUACAAUAAAAGUUUUAGUUAAAAAAUCA
Mytilus trossulus (common blue mussel) is the source of this 1533-nucleotide messenger RNA. RefSeq lists its product as uncharacterized. The coding region runs from base 114 to 1337 and encodes 407 amino acids. The record is from RefSeq and is a predicted model, not a curated record. Lineage: Eukaryota; Metazoa; Mollusca; Bivalvia; Mytilida; Mytilidae. The transcript has 15 exons.